This is a messenger RNA of Drosophila montana, 345 nucleotides long. Its product is annotated as forkhead box protein P1-like. Lineage: Eukaryota; Metazoa; Arthropoda; Insecta; Diptera; Drosophilidae. The coding region runs from base 1 to 345 and encodes 114 amino acids. The record is from RefSeq and is a predicted model, not a curated record. The transcript has 2 exons.
AUGGGGACCUCCUCGACUCGGCUGCUGGGAGCCGCUCUGGAGCUGCGUGUGGGUCUCGGUCUCCGAGUCCAAGCACGAGCGCCAAACACUGCCCAGGCCCAGCAACAACGACGUCGACAGCAACAGCAACAGCAGCAGCAGAGGCAGCGCCAGCGUCAGCAGCAACAAGAGCAGCAGCAGCAGCAGCAGCAACCGCGACGGCGACGUACGCUGGAUGUGAUUUCAAAUAGUAAAGUCGAGUUGCCGCUGCCGCAUCGCCAUCGCAAUCGCAUCGCAAUCGUAAUCGCCGUCGCCGUCGUCGUUGUCGUCGUCGUCUCUCUUGUGAACUGCUUACCGAUAUUUUAG